Molecule: messenger RNA, 642 nt
Organism: Rodentolepis nana
Lineage: Eukaryota; Metazoa; Platyhelminthes; Cestoda; Cyclophyllidea; Hymenolepididae
Source: the annotation of a GenBank genome assembly
AUGGCGUCCAUUAGAAGGGCUAUUGCGAUGUCGAAGUGUUUCUUUGAUAUUUCGAUCGGUGGUCAGAGUAAGGGGCGUAUCGUUUUUGAACUUUACUCUGAUGUUCCCAAAACUGCCCGAAACUUCCUUGAACUUUGCACUCAUAAAAAUGGCUUCGGAUAUAAAGGCUCCACUUUUCAUCGCAUAAUUCCAGACUUCAUGUGCCAAGGUGGUGAUUUCACAAAUCACAAUGGCACUGGUGGCAAGAGUAUCUAUGGCAAAAAGUUUGAAGAUGAAAAUUUCAAUCAUAAGCACGAUAAGCCAUAUUUGCUAUCAAUGGCCAAUGCUGGUCCCAAUACUAAUGGGUCACAGUUCUUUAUUACUGUUGCCAAGACCUCUUGGCUUGAUGGCAAGCACGUUGUCUUCGGUGAGGUUGUAGAGGGACAGGACGUUGUUAAAGCAAUGGAGAACGUCGGAUCUAAAUCUGGCGCAACGGAUAUGGAAGCGAAUCAAUGUGUCGCGGUUUUCAUCAUCCCCUUUAAUAGCCGACUUUUUGCGACAAAAUGUAAUUUUUUGGAAAUACGAUCUACUGUUGUCUCUAUAUUGAGUGCUAUCCUUUGUGCUAUAGACCUAGCUAUUAUUUUCACAUUCGCAACGCGUUAG